AUGGAAUUUCAAGAAAUAUUGGAUGGAUUUCUAUUGAUAAGUAAUGAAUUUUAAGGUUCUCAGAAUUACAAAAUUGUAAUGGAAUUGUAUAAUAGAUCCUCUAAUUUGUAAGAUCUAUUUGAAAAUGGUUUAAUAAUAGAAGGAACAUAAUAUGAUUUUGACCUGGUUGAACAUAUAGAUGUAACAUAGUCAGAUUGAGUUUUCUAGGCUACAAAAUUAGAAUUAGAUAAAUUUAUUAAGAAUGUUUAAGAUUCAGUUGCUGUUAUUUAUGGAUACAGAAAAAUAACAAGUGCUUUUGCUUCUUUAAAAAAAAGAUUAGUUUAAUAAGAAGAAUAAUAAAAAGUUGUUAUGACUAAUUCUUAGGUUAUUGCACCUAUUCCUAUUUAAUAAUAAACAAGCAAUAAGGUUAAAUUAUUUGAUAGAUAAUUAAGUAAUGAAAAUCUUGAUAAUGAUUUAUAAGAGGAAAUCUUCAACAUUAAUAUGAGAAUGAAAGGAAUAGUUAUGGAUAUAUUAAAAUAAUUAAAAUUUGAUAAUAAAGUAAUUAUUAAAAUAUUACAUAAGUAAGAUACAAAUAAGACUUAGUUAAAAUUUAAAGAAAAUAAGUUAUUCAGUUAUAUGAAAUCUAAAAGUUUAAGUUGUUCAUCAUUAUUUUUAAUGCUUACUACUUCCAUAUUUUUAUUUAUAUUUGCAAUCAUCUUUAUUAGAAUUUCAUGA
Molecule: messenger RNA, 714 nt
Organism: Paramecium sonneborni
Lineage: Eukaryota; Ciliophora; Oligohymenophorea; Peniculida; Parameciidae
Source: the annotation of a GenBank genome assembly